UCCUCAGGUGAGAGCCGGACAUGGAGCAACAGGUGGGGCUCGGCGCCGUCUCCCUGCUGGGGGUCCUGGAGCAAGCCUACUUCUCCCUGCAGGUCAUCUACUCCAGGAGGAAGUUCUCCGUUUCUCCUCCUGCCACCGACGGACCUCCGGAGUUUGAGAGGAUCUUCAGAGCUCAAGCAAACUGUUCAGAGUACUUCCCCAUCUUCAUCACGCUGCUGUGGACAUCCGGGGUCUUCUUCAGUCCAGGCCUGUCCUCCGUCUGCGGCCUGCUCUACCUGUACGGACGCCUGCAGUACUUCUGGGGCUACUCCGAGUCUCCGCAGGGACGUCUGGCUCCUCUCUACUUCAGCUCCCGGGUUCUGUGGGUUCUGAUCGGGUUCUCCGCCGUCGGCGUCCUGAUGGCGUUCUGCCGGGUCUACCUGGGCCUGGACCUGCAGGAGGUCGUGCUGCACCUGCUCUGAUCCGGGGACGACUCAAGAAGAAGAAGAAGAACAACAACAAGAAGAGGAGAGGAGAGCAGCCCUGAGCUCAAGUCUGCUAAUCAAUAAUAAAACUGAUCACAGCC
Messenger RNA from Cololabis saira (Pacific saury), 565 nucleotides. It is a transcript of the gene ltc4s, whose product is annotated as leukotriene C4 synthase. Gene Ontology annotation, cellular component: endoplasmic reticulum; nuclear envelope; membrane. Gene Ontology annotation, molecular function: glutathione transferase activity; glutathione peroxidase activity; leukotriene-C4 synthase activity. Gene Ontology annotation, biological process: leukotriene biosynthetic process. The coding region runs from base 21 to 461 and encodes 146 amino acids. Lineage: Eukaryota; Metazoa; Chordata; Actinopteri; Beloniformes; Belonidae. The transcript is spliced from 5 exons. The record is from RefSeq and is a predicted model, not a curated record.